AUGUCGUCCCGAUCGCAGGACGAAUCGCGCAGGGCAGCAAGCUCCGAUGCCAGCGCCGACGAACGCACGCUUUACGACCCCGAGUCCGACGACGAGGGCUACGAUGGCCGGCCCUCGGGGGAGCUGAUGGAAGGCGACCACGACAUUUUGGAUUCGGAAGAUGAACGGGACAGGUUGUUGACGCAGGAACAGGGGAUCUUCGGCAAGAAGGGUGUCAAGAUCGGAAAGUUAUCGCGCAAGGCGGAGAUGAAAGAGCGAAAGAGAGGGCAGAGCGAGGAGACGAGCGCGCUCAUGUAUGAGAUGGAAGAGGGCAUUGGACACAAUUCGACGUUUGGUCGCAUCAAGGGCGCAGAGAAAGUUCUCUUCGUUGUUCUUCUUGCUGCUACCUACCGCCUUUCGACACCGAAAGAUGUCAAAGACGCAGCGGCCCUGGUGUCUAAUGGGACCUCACUCUUUGCGCCCACCACUAUCCUCAUCUCCCUCGACGGCUUCCGCGCAGACUUCCUAUACCGCAACCUCACGCCGACCUUGAACCAGUUCAUACAAGAAGGCAUCUCUCCGAAAUACAUGCUCCCGAGCUUCCCAAGCGUCACGUUUCCGAAUCACUACACAAUGGCAACUGGGAUGUACCCAGAAGCGCAUGGCAUCGUUAGUAACACAUUUUGGGACCCAACGCUUGAGAAAGAGUUCUACUACACAGACCCUGAGAGGAGUUUGCAACCACACUGGUGGGGCGGAGAACCAAUCUGGGUGACAGCGGAGAAGCAGAAAGUCAGGGCAGCAGUGCAUAUGUGGCCAGGCUCAGAGGCACAUAUUCAGGACCAAAUGAUUGCAUAUGUGGACAAGUACAAUGGCUCCGAGGUUCUUCCAAUGAAGACGAAUCGCAUCUUGGACUUGCUGGACCUGCCUGGACCAAAGGAUAUUGGCGCAGAAGCGACAACACCACGACCUCAACUCAUUGCUGCUUACGUCCCGGAUGUCGACGGUGAUGGACAUAGAUUUGGACCAAACAGCACGGAGAUCAAGAAGACUAUCGCGAACGCAGACGCCAUGCUUGGAGACAUUUUGAAGGGUCUGCACGAGCGAAACCUCACCAACAUCGUGAACGUCGUGGUAGUUUCCGACCACGGCAUGGCUACUACUGAUGUAUCCCGCCUCAUCCAACUCGAAGACAUCGUCGACCCCGCUGAGCUCGCCCACAUUGACGGCUGGCCGCUCUAUGGCCUCCGUCCAAAGAAUCCAUCCGAUCUCCAACGCCUCUACGACCAGAUCAAAGAGCGCACCAAAGACAACCCCAAUGUGGAAGUCUACCUCCGUGACGAAAACAUGCCAGAGCGCUACCACUUCUCCAAAAAUGAGCGCAUCGCCCCGCUCUGGAUCGUGCCCAAGGCGGGCUGGGCGAUUGUCACCAAGGACGAGUUCAACAUCGAAGUCGGCAAGAAAAAAGGCGAAGUCUACCAUCCGCGCGGUCUCCACGGCUACGAUCACGAACACCCACUCAUGCGCGCCAUUUUCGUUGCGCGGGGGCCAGCGUUCCCGCAUGCGCCGGGGAGUCGCAUGGAGCCGUUUCAAAACAUUGAACUCUACAACAUCAUCUGCGACUCGCUCAACCUCGCCCCGGCGCCUAAUAACGGCACUUUACGCCUCCCACUCACCCCUUCAGGCCACCAUAAUGAUUCUUCGGCCCCCGAUGAAACACCCGACGAUCCGCCCACGCAUUCCCUCCCAACGCAGCCGUUCGCUACGCCCCAACUCGCUAGCAUGCCCGCGUCUCUGGGUUCGGUCUCGAGUAUAGCCGCGUCAGCGUCCGGGCUGGAAGACACGCAGCCAUCGCUGUCGGAUGAUGACACGCCCGUGCGCCCGACGCCGCCGAGUAAGACGAGUAGUGCGGCGCCGGCGGCGACAAGUGGGGAGAAGUGGUGGGAGUGGUUGACGCACAAGGCGGAGAACGUGGAGGAGUGGGUGGAAGGGUUUAUCCAGGAGCAUGUUGGGGGUGAUAAGGAUAAAGAGGGGAAGAAAAAUGAUUGA
This is a messenger RNA of Parastagonospora nodorum SN15, 2028 nucleotides long. RefSeq lists its product as hypothetical. The coding region runs from base 1 to 2028 and encodes 675 amino acids. The transcript is spliced from 4 exons. The record is from RefSeq and is a predicted model, not a curated record. Gene Ontology annotation, biological process: nucleoside triphosphate metabolic process. Lineage: Eukaryota; Fungi; Ascomycota; Dothideomycetes; Pleosporales; Phaeosphaeriaceae. Gene Ontology annotation, molecular function: ribonucleoside triphosphate phosphatase activity; nucleoside triphosphate diphosphatase activity.